AACAAUCGCAGUGCGCUCAGUGCCCUGGUCGAAUGUUUUUGUUUGUUGUGUUUUUUUAUUUAUCGCGUUUAAAAGUGUUUUAAAGUGAAGUUUUAACUGCAAUGGAGCUGCCGAAAGAGUUAUCCAUUGCGGAGAUCCGUAAUUACAUGUUGGCAAACGACUGCAAGGUGACAAAUCACGCGUUGGUGAAGCAUUUCAAGAAAUUUCUUACGCACCCGCAGUCGCAAAAUGAAGCUCGAAAGCGUUUCAAAACCUAUGUCACAUUGCUCUCCACGAUAAAGAACGAGAACAAUCAGAAAUUCUUAAUAUUGCGCAAGAAAUAUGUUAACGAAUGUCCAACAGAGGAAGUUGUGGAGCGCGCGGUGGCCGCCGCAUCUAGUAAUCCGGAACCCUCGAGUCCCGGCGGAGCAUCGCUGAACUUUGACUCUCCCAUGAGGCAGCCACCGCCCUAUAAACCGCCUCCAAUGGUCACCUCGCCACCAGGAGUCUCCGUUAGCAAGGAGCACCAGGAGAAUUACCAGGAUUGCGUGAACGAAUUCACAGCUGCCAUCGAACGCAUAGAUCCUGCCCGCUUGGAAAAGCAACCCGCGGAUAAGCCAAAAGAUCAGGAGCCGAGUAAACAAACCUCCCGAUCGAACUCCAUCGAUGUGACCGACAACAAGGAGAACAUACCUCGAUUCUCCUUCUCCUCGGAGGCCUCCACAGAGUCCGGCUCCAGCGAGAAGCUGGAGAAGCCCGAUCCCAGCACACGAGCCGCCGCCGAGGGCGAUGUGGCCGAGAAUCCCAUCAGCGUGAAGGAGGCCACGCGCAAGUUCAACCGGAUGGCAUCCGAAGAAGAGGCUAAAAUCAUAUCGCCGCCAGCCAAGAAGAAGCCAGAGAAGCAAUUAAUCGAGGAGAAGGAUUCGCCGGAGGUUACACUGGCGCAUCCCAAGGCGAAGGAGUGGAUCGUCUCGAUGGCGAAGGCUAAUUACCAGGAGUUGGCCAAGAUGGCCAGCGAGCACCCGGAACUGGUUAAGCUGCAGUGUCCAGCAACGGGCUAUACCGCUUUGCACUGGGCAGCCAAGCACGGCAACGAAGACGUGGUUAAACUAAUUGCCGGCACCUAUAAGGCCGAUGUAAAUGCCAGAACGAACGGGGGAUACACCCCACUGCACUUGGCUACCCAAUUUGGCAGAGAUAAUAUAUUUGAACUACUUUGGAAUGUCUACAAGGCCAAUCGGGACAUCAUGGACUGGAGUGGCAACAAGCCGCUGGACUACAGCCGCCAGCGGUCGAGUGUCUCCGCCUCGACGUGCAGCAAAAUAAAGGCUCGCAAAAAGCAUGCAAUCGAAAAAGACUUGGGCUUCCUGCGGAUUGGUUCGCUGAAUGUCCGGGUAAAGAAGACCACCGAGGCGUUCAGCAAUUUCUUGGGAGUGGGCAACGGCAGUGGGGUGGCACCGACGGGCUACGGCAGUGGUGGAGCGGCGGGAGCAGCAAGUCGCCCUCACCAUCGGUCUCACCGAGCCCCUCAUCAGCGUCAUCAUCACCACGUUGGUACGACACGGAGUCGCCAUCCGAAUCAGAGGGCAGCGAUGAGCACACCCUACGGGACGAACGGCCUGCCGUCGAGGGCGAGUGUUCCCAAUAAUCGGAACAUCUACGAUGGAGUCCACAAAUCGUGGGGAUCGGCGGACAAUAUAACCCAGAGAUCGGAGGAACUAAUGCCGCCGCCAAAGACGGUGGAUUAUAUCAGCAAGCGGAAUAAGUCCUCGAAGCGGUCAUCUUACGCCUCUAAUAACACCGAUUCGCCACGUGAUUCCAUCUGCUCCUCGCACUCCAGUUCGAAUUUAAAUGGUGGAUAUAGCAGUAUGCCCACAACCCCGAAUCAGUUGAGGGCUCCCAAGGGGAUUGUUCAAUCCUUUGCCGUGGAUUCCGAUUCGGAUUCCGCUUGUGGAUUUGACUCCAGUUGGUCCGUCAACUGUCGCGGAUCUUCGAGCAGCAAUCCAUCACAAUCCUAAUUACCUGAAUAAAUGUGCUAAGCCACAUGACUACUACUUAUAACAUUGAUCACAUAAAAGUAUUUGUUUUCAAACUACUAACUUAUAUUUAAAUUGAAACUUGUUUUUUAUAAUCCUUAAUUUUGUGUUUGUAAAAAUUCAAUAUUGAAUGAACUUAUUUUUUCAGUUUUGAUGUCCUGUUUAUUGUGCUCUAUCACUGACUUACAACAUAACCAUUAAAAAAUUUAAAGUUGAUUAAAAAAUAAAGAUUAUGCAUUU
Messenger RNA from Drosophila ficusphila, 2255 nucleotides. RefSeq names its product ankyrin repeat domain-containing protein SOWAHC (gene sowah). The transcript is spliced from 11 exons. Gene Ontology annotation, molecular function: protein binding. The coding region runs from base 102 to 1997 and encodes 631 amino acids. The record is from RefSeq and is a predicted model, not a curated record. NCBI's taxonomy places the organism in Eukaryota, Metazoa, Arthropoda, Insecta, Diptera, Drosophilidae.